GGGAAUUCCUACAGUAUGUUAGUUUUUGUUUCAAGUAGUUAUAGUUAGCUUGCACAUUGCUAGAAGUUUUUCAACUAAACCCAUUUAGUUGCACGUAAAACAAUUAUUUUACUUCAAACGCGGCAGUUCUAACUCAAGUGAUAAACAAAAUGUUUUGUCAAGUGUGUGGCACAGUUGAUGAACAUUAUGAUGAAAAUGCGCUUGUUCAUCACAAUGAUACACCCAAACAUUUAUGCAAUUUAAUACUACUAAACUAUAAAAAUAAUAAACGGUAUUUCAGCAAGAAUCGAGAUGGGGUAAUCAUUUUAUGUAGUGCUGAAUAUAUGUCAGAAACAACUACUGGCUUAACAAUACAAAACAGUGAUAACCACAAAAUCAGAGUUUAUGUUAGGCCCAAUGAACAAGUAAAAUUUUCAUUCAGUAUUAAAAAUGAUAUGAAGAAUGAAGAUUUACUGGUGAUAGGUGUACAACUAGCUCACCCGCAAUCCCAAUUUGUAAUGUCCAAACACCCCUAUAUUUUUGGAAAAGAUCCUAAUAUUUUGAUGAAAAAAUCGUCAAUAGACGAAGAUAUUAGUGUCCAUUUUCAAGCAAUGGAUAUUGGGCAGUAUGAGAUGCCUAUAAUGUUUACUUUUCAUAGAAGAAGUGAUGAGAAGAACAUAAUAUUUAUACGUGAAAUGGUAGUCUUGGUUCAAGAGGAGUUUUUAUUAUUAGGAAGUAAUAAAAGUCCUUACACUUCUUCAAAUUGGGAGAAAGCUGAGCAUUUCAUUGAGUCAACUACUCAUGUGCCUUAUCAACUUAAAUACAAAAUUCCAAAAUUAUUGAAAAUUUUACUUCCCCGUGGGCUCGAGGAGAAGGCAUUGGAGGGCUUGAAAGAGAGUCCUGAAACUCUACAGAAAUUGAGAAAACUAUUAAUAUCUACCAGAGCAAUAUUUGAUGAAGGACCAACAAAAAACAACUAUAUGAUUUACUUUCAUUAUUUGCUGUGGUGGGAGGAAAUUAUUUCCAGGAUUAAUUUAAGGAAAUUUAAUAUGGCAGGCGUUCAAAUUGAACUUAGAGGUGACGUUUUUGUUCUGGAAGUACCCGGAUUGGCUGAGAAACGGCCAUCGCUAUUAAGAGGCGAUCGCGUUUUCCUUCGUCCACAAACGGCUUCGAAUGUGAUAUUUGAAAGUGUUAUCAAGGAUAUUGAUGAUUGUCAUAUUCACUUAUCUAAUUUUGAUCAAUCGUUCGCGGCGCAGCACGUGGAGGGCGCGGCGUACGACGUGCGCUUCCUGCUGUCGCGCGUGCCGGUGGAGCGCCUGCACGACGCCGUGUCGGCGCUGUUCAGCUCCAAGCACGAGUGCCGCGUGUUCCCCGAGCCCGCGCGCCGCCCGCCGCCGCGCAAACACUUCGCCGAGUUUUAUAACCCACUAAUAUCUGGCAAUGAGGAACAAAAGUCGGCGGUCGAACACAUCGUGGCCGGCACUUCGGGCAAGGCGCCUUACAUCGUGUUCGGGCCGCCGGGAACCGGGAAAACGAUAACCAUUGUCGAGGCUAUCGUCCAGUUGGUAGUGCGCAAUCCGAAAAACCGCAUUAUGGUGUGCACUGACUCCAACAUGGCGGCGGACCACAUCGCUCUGAUGUUACUGAAGUACAACAAAAAGCUAAACAUCACCAAUUUCCUGAUUAGAGCCAACUCGCAGUCUAGAGAAUGGAGCGUGAUGCCGCCGGCGCUGGCGUGCGUGUCCAACGGCACGAGCUACGAGAACUUCUACUCCGUCAGCAACGUGCACGUGGCCAGCUACAGGAUCUUCGUCACCACGCUGCUGCACGCCGCCAAAUACGGAUCGACGAGGAGCCAAGCGGCGUACAAGUUGCAAAUGACGCACCUGUUCAUCGACGAGGCGGCGCAGGCGUCGGAGCCCGCCACGCUGGUGCCCGUGACGGGGCUGCUGGCGCCCAGCGGCCGCCUCGUGCUGGCUGGCGACCCGCUGCAGCUCGGCCCCGUCUGCAUCUCCAAGGAGGCGAGCGAGAGGGGGCUGGGCCAGUCGCUACUAGCGCGGUUGAAGCAGACAUACGAAAACCUGUACACAGAUCCGAACUACAUAACAAUGCUUGUCAAAAACUUCCGAUCUCAUCCGGACAUUUUGGCGAUACCAAACGAAUUGUUCUACGACAAUUGUUUGAAACCCCUAGCGACCUUGGACUCACUCAGCCACGAGAACAUCCUGGGCCUGGAGGGCGGGCAGUGCGCAGUAGUGUUCCACGCCGUCAACUCGCGCGAGCAGCGCAUGGGGAACGCGCCCAGUUAUUUCAACGAGAAAGAACUUGAAAUGCUGAAGAGAUAUACAAAGGCAUUAAUUGAUAAACACCAAGUGUCUCCUAAAGAUAUUGGCAUCAUCGCUCCGUACAUUAGACAGGUGUACAAGAUGAAAGGCUGGUUGACCAGUGAGAACUAUAAAGAAAUUGAAGUCGGUACGGUGGAGUCGUUUCAAGGGAAGGAGAAAAGAGUUAUUCUCGUGUCAACAGUGAGGGCUAAUUGUAGACUUCUGGACUAUGAUGCGAAAUACGGUCUCGGAUUUUUAGUAGACGAUAAGCGGUACAACGUAACAUUGACACGAGCCAAAGCCAAGCUUAUCAUAAUUGGCAACCCAACGUGCCUGACACGCGACAUAAAAUGGCGUAAAUAUAUGGAUUACUGUCAAAAGAGAAACUGUUAUUACGGACAAGAAAACCAGCAGAUGGAAAGAAGCUCCACUCUACUCACAGAAAUAGCUCGGACGCGAUUCGAUAAAUGCAGACUGACUGAUUUCCUAAAACCGAAAACUGAAACUGCUACAAAGAAAAAUAAAAAGUAGUUGCCAUUUGUUAUUUAUACUUUAAAAGUAUACAUAGUAUACAGAGAAAACAUUUUACCAAUAGUCUUAUUUCUAUGAAUGGUUAAUUAUAAUAUUUUUCACAAGAAAUUAUUAUAUUUCUUUCAUGAUUAUCGUAUAAGUAUUAAAAUAAAUAGGUAUAUUAUACUGUUUUUAUGGUACAAUUUUUGCAUGUAUGGAUAAAUAUUAGCUCAGUCUUUUGAGUGUGUAAGUUUCAUUUUCUCUCUUUUAUAUUCUUCUUUAUGUUUAUGCAAUCCCUUCAAUCUUAAUUGCUUUAUCUUAAUUCUUUCCUUAAUUGCUUCCUUCUUUUCUGUCCGAUAACAAAAAAAAAGAUAUUUCUAACUUUAAUCUAUUUUUCGACACAUAUUUAAAACUAAUCAUAUAAAAAUGGUAACUGUAAGUUAUAAUUUUAUUAUUCGUUAUUAAACAAAUCUAUUCCAAAUUUUAGGCUAUAUGACAAAAGUACAUUGAUGUAGAAAUGAUACAAUCUAUAUUAAAUGUACUGGAAGUUUAUAUUCCUGUGAUAUUAAAAUAAUUUUUAUAUUUAGAAAGAGGUAAGGUUGAGCAACUUUUUGACAAAUAUGAUUUAUACAGUGCCAUUUGAAAUUAAUUUUGAUUAUGAAUCAAACAUAAUUUUAUAAUGUUUAUUUUGGUAUCAUUAAGUACAAUAUAAAUAAAAUCAAUACUUGUUAUAAAUAAGUCAAAGAUAAAUUUAUAAAUAUAUAAUUGGUUUAUUCUUGUUUCAUAAGAUUCCUUUAAAAAGCUAUUUGUUUUUAUAAGAUGAAUAAAGCUUUUGUAAAACUUAAAUCUUUUAAUUUAAAGGAUUGCUCUGCUAAACAUCAAGGGUCAUUGAAUAUUAAUAUGUUACAUUGUUAUGGUGCUCAGUUUUGAUGGAAAUGUAUAUGUUAUAAAUUAAUUUUAAUAUUUGUUUAAAUAUUGGGGAGAUUAAAUUAAUGAAACAAGCUUUUUAAUAAAGUAUUCUAUCUGCACACCCUUCAAUAUGUAAGCAUUUUUAAAAAAUAAUAAACAAUUUUUAUAAUGAAAGAUUUUGUUUUUAUACAUUUAUUUUUUUUGGAUUUACAUUUUUUCAGGAAUAAAUUGGACAUUUAAGGGGACAAAUUUCAGUUUAAUAUUUAAAUUCUAAGUUGUAGUUGUUUUAACUAUAAAAAGAUAAAGUAAAUGUAUUAUAACAAAGUUACCAUAUGUAUGGUUUAUGUUAGUAAGUGAAUUAGUCACAUAGAAUUGACUGUGAAUCGAAAACUAAAUAUAACCUUUAUUUCUUCAAUACUGCAAUAAAGCUAGUAGAAACACUGUCUAUGCUAUAUGCCUAAUUUUGAUGAGAUAAUUUUAAGAAAACCAAAUGUUUAAUUUCGUUUUUAAAUCCGUAUUUUACCUUACAUAUUAUAUGAUAAAAAA
Molecule: messenger RNA, 4268 nt
Organism: Nymphalis io (European peacock)
Lineage: Eukaryota; Metazoa; Arthropoda; Insecta; Lepidoptera; Nymphalidae
Product: RNA helicase Mov10l1-like
Exons: 20
Coding region: 150-2834 (894 amino acids)
Molecular function (GO): RNA binding; 5'-3' RNA helicase activity
Source: RefSeq, a predicted model, not a curated record